AUGUCGGCUCCCACCAUAUCUGCAGCACAAGCAGUCGGUGAAUAUCUGCAGCACCCAGAUGACCUCGUCAAGAUCGUCGCGUUCAGGAAGAAAUUGGAGAAGGAGAAGGCAUCCAUCGACGCGCGGCUGAAAAGCGGCGUCAAGGAGCAGUUAGAUGCUACACGGGAGGGCCUGCGGAAGCUCUUCAGCACCAGGAGCAAUGUUCAAGCCAUCAAAGACGAGAUGGAAACAGUGGACAGGCUCUGCAACGAUCCUCAGAAUGUUGUGCCAACGUUUGACCAAAUUAGCAGGGUUUCCAUAGUUCACCGGAACUUCGGACAAACGGAGGAGAUGGUGAACAACCUCGUCGAAAUGAGCAAUCACAUCGACAUGCUGGAGGAGCUACUUGCGGCAGACAGUAACGAUAUCUUGGGCCCGGCGCCCAACCUCCUGCGUAUACACUACCAGAUCAAUAGGCUGGAAGCAUUCCGCAAUCAGACGAUGCAGCAGGCGAAGAAGUCAUCCAUGGACACGAGGAGCACGCUGACCCGCUGGUUUGACCGGUUGAACAAACUCAUUGUCGCUUUCGAUGCGUACAUCAUCGAGCUUGCGCAGCAUAUCCUUCCACUCGUACGCGCGGGGAAUGCGGAAGUUAUCGUGAAGUUGAUCAAGAUCGCAGAAAUUGAGGGAAGAGAGGACGAGAAGGCGAUAGCAAUCAAACUUGUCAAAAAAGUGGCUAAGAUGGAUGCUGCCUCUAAAUUCCGAUCCCUUCAAGCCAACGCGCGGGUCAUUAAGCACUACCGCUCAAAUAUCAUGAAAUGCAUCACUGAGUCUAUUAAAUCCAGUUUCGACGAAGCGUAUGCCCGCGACGGGAACAAUCCCGCAGGGUUUCUCGAAGAUCUCGGCUGGGUAUACCAGGACCUCCUCCGCAUCGAGAGCGACGUUGUGCCAUGUUUCCCUUCUUCCUACGACAUCUACUCAUUCUAUAUUCGCGAGUAUCAUAAAGCAUUGAACGCAACGUUGCUGAAGGUGCUGCGGUCCGAACCCGAGGCAAGCGUGCUUCUCACAAUGCACGCCUGGGUGAAGGAGUACAAAAAGAACAUGACGGAGCUAGAAGUCAAUCCGGACUUGCUCGAGCCGCCUCUGCUCGACGGGAAGGAGCAGAACCUCAUCGAGGACUACCUCAAGCUCAUCAUCAAGAAGCUGGAUGAGUGGACUACGAACCUCAUGCGCACCGAGAUCGCCGCCUUCACGGCGCGCGAGGAGCCCCCGGAGGUCGACAGCGACGGUCUCUAUGGCAUGCAGGGUGCCGUGAUUCUGUUCCAGAUGGUGAAUCAGCAGGUCGACCUGGCGCUGGACAGUGGGCAAGGUAUGAUUCUCGCCCGCGUCGUCGAGGAGGUAAACGGCGUCAUGCGCGGUAUGCAGGAGCAGUGGACGAAGCUCGUCGAUGCUGAGUACAAGAAGCAUAUCGAGAAGCCGGAGGAGGUCGCGGGCGGGCUGGUCGAGUACUGCAUUGCGCUCGCCAACGACCAGCUCAAGUCCGCGGACUUCGUCGAGACGCUGUCCGCGCGCGUAGAGCCGCUCGUCUCGAAGAAGUACCAGGCGACUAUCCACGAUCAGCUGAAUGAUGCGAUGGACGGGUGCCUCGACGUGGCGAAGAAGUGCACACAGACCCUCAUUGACAUCGUUUUCAACGACCUGAAGCCCGCAACGAAGCAGCUCUUCCAGUCGACAUGGUACGACGGGAUCACAGCGCAGAUCAUGGAGACCAUGCGCGACUAUAUGACGGACUACCAAGCCUACCUCAACCAGGCGCUCUUCGAGCUCUUGGUCGAGGAUAUGGUUGACGUCUACCUCGUCACAUACCUGACAGCCCUUGCGAACGCGUCGAAACUGAAGAUACCCGCUGCGACGGACCGAAUGAAGGAGGACAUCAAUGAGGCGUACAAGUUCUUCAGCACGUUCAAGCCGUUGAAGGAUCUACAGCCCCAAUUCGAGAUUCUAGAGAUGGUCCUCGCUCUCCUCGAGGCUUCACCGUCCCUUGUAUUCCUCUCAUACUGGUCGUUUGCCAAGGUGCACGGCCCCAACAUCCCAUUCGUCGAAUCGUUGAUGAAAGCUCGCGAGGAUCUGGAUCGGUCAGCUGUAAGUGAAGUCAUGGAGAGUGUAAAGCGGAAGGUCAAGGAAGAGGGCCUCACUGACCCUGAAGAGCCUACAAUCAUGAAGAAGAUUGCGAUCCAAGGUGCAUUCUCGCGGUUCUUAGCUCGCAGCUAA
Messenger RNA from Sparassis crispa, 2250 nucleotides. RefSeq names its product exocyst complex component Sec6. The transcript has 4 exons. Gene Ontology annotation, molecular function: SNARE binding. Lineage: Eukaryota; Fungi; Basidiomycota; Agaricomycetes; Polyporales; Sparassidaceae. Gene Ontology annotation, biological process: exocytosis; exocyst localization. The record is from RefSeq and is a predicted model, not a curated record. Bases 1 to 2250 code for a protein of 749 amino acids. Gene Ontology annotation, cellular component: exocyst.